UAUCUCUUGAUGGGCCCUGCGGCCCAUCUCCUCUCAUCCUCUCGUACAUUAAGCUUGCGCUCCAGAAAAUUUAAUGCGGGAAACUUUCACCAAAAUUCAUACCUGGAAUCAGUGUAUCAAUUCCUAAUUCACACACAAACAUGAAGGCCACUCUGCGUGCUCCUGCCUCCCGCGCCGGCGCUGUGCGCCCGGUUGCCUCUCUGAAGGCCGCCGCUACUCGCGUCGCCUCCAUCGCUGGUGUUUCCAUUGCCUCUAUGGCUGUUACUCUGGCUGCUCACGCCGGUGCGACCGUGAAGCUGGGCGCUGACUCUGGUGCUCUGGUCUUCGAGCCCUCGACCGUCACCAUUAAGGCUGGCGAUUCGAUCACCUUCGUGAACAACGCCGGCUUCCCCCACAACGUUGUCUUCGAUGAGGACGCUGUGCCGGCCGGUGUGAACGCCGAGGCCAUCUCCCGCGAUGACCUCCUGAACGCCCCCGGCGAGAGCUUCACCGUGAAGCUGGACGCCGCUGGCGAGUACGGGUUCUACUGCGAGCCCCACCAGGGCGCUGGCAUGGUCGGCAAGGUCAUUGUCCAGUAAACUGCUUCGGACCUGCAACAAUUUUGUGAGCGUUGUGAGCGUGUAACGUAUGAAGGGGCCUGCCUCGAUCACCAG
This is a messenger RNA of Astrephomene gubernaculifera, 653 nucleotides long. The record is from the annotation of a GenBank genome assembly. NCBI's taxonomy places the organism in Eukaryota, Viridiplantae, Chlorophyta, Chlorophyceae, Chlamydomonadales, Astrephomenaceae.